UAUAUCAUCACUGUGGCUAGCUAGCCCGCGCCCAGCCCCAGCGGAUUGCCCGCCCGGUCCCCCGGAACAUGGAGAGCCACCAGAGCGGCGUCCCGCUCAUCGUCCCGGAGCUGCCGGAGAAGAAGAGGGGCGGAGGGCUGCCCCAGCAGGUGUGGGAGGAGUCCAAGAAGCUGUGGGAGGUCGUCGGCCCGGCCAUGUUCAUGCGCCUGACGCUCUACAGCAUGAACGUGAUCAGCCAGGCCUUCGCCGGCCACCUCGGCGACCGCGAGCUCGCGGCCUUCUCCAUCGCCACCACCGUCAUCUCCGGACUCAACUUCGGCUUCUUGUUUGGCAUGGCAAGUGCACUUGAGACGUUGUGCGGCCAAGCCUAUGGUGCGAAGCAGUACCACAUGCUCGGCAUCUACAUGCAGCGUUCGUGGCUCAUCCUCCUGGGCUUCGCCGUGCUCCUUGCUCCGACAUACAUCUUCAGCGCGCAGCUGCUCGUCGCGCUGGGUCAGCCCGCCGACCUGUCGCGUGAGGCGGGCCUGGCCAGCAUGUACAUGCUCCCGCUGCACUUCACCUCCGCCAUCCUCCUGCCGGUGAACAAGUUCCUGCAGUCCCAGCUCAAGAACUGGGUCACGGCGGCGACCACGGCCGUGGGGUUCCCGGUGCACGUCGCGGCGACCUGGCUGCUGGUGCGGUACCUCCAGCUCGGGGUCGUGGGUGCCGCCAUGGCGAUCAGCGUUUCCUGGUCUCUCAUCACGGGCCUGCAGCUCGCGUACGUCGUCGGCGGUGGGUGCCCGGAGACGUGGAGGGGGUUCUCCGCGUUGGCGUUCGUGGACCUCAAGGACUUCGUCAAGUUGUCCGCGGCUUCCGGUGUCAUGCUGUGCUUGGAGAACUGGUACUACCGGGUAUUGAUUUUCCUCACAGGGUACAUGAAGAACGCCGAAUUAGCUGUGGAUGCACUGUCUAUCUGCAUGAGUUUGGCUGGAUGGGAGCUGAUGAUUCACCUGGGAUUCUUAGCAGGCACGGGGGUGAGGGUAGCCAAUGAGCUCGGUGCAUCCAAUGGAAAAGGUGCAAGAUUUGCGACAAUCGUAUCGACAGCGACAUCCUUUAUAAUCAGCCUCUUCAUUAGUUUACUCGCACUGAUUCUCCAUGACAAGCUCGCGAUAAUGUUCACCGCAAGCGAGGCUGUGAUCAAAGCAGUGGACAGCAUUUCCGUCCUGCUGGCCCUCACCAUCCUCCUCAAUGGAAUCCAACCUGUGCUCUCUGGAGUUGCUGUUGGUUCAGGGUGGCAAGCACUGGUUGCCUAUGUGAACAUCGGGAGCUACUACUUGAUCGGUGUCCCUUUCGGGCUUCUACUAGCUUGGGGUUUCCACUAUGGGGUCCUUGGAAUUUGGGUUGGAAUGAUCGGUGGCACGGCGGUGCAAACUCUAAUCCUUGCAUACAUCACCCUACGGUGCGACUGGAAUGCAGAGGCACUGAAAGCUAGUAGCCGGAUGCAGAUAUGGAGCAGCUCCAAGUGAACCUGAUCGGCCUCUAUGAAUCUCAGGGAAACGCCGUAAAGAACUAAGACCCUUCAGAUCAUUUCAGAGUUGUCCCAGCGCCUAGAUUAUCAUCAACAGCUUUACCGGAUCAUUUGUUAGUCCUCCUGGUACAUCAUAUGUUAUGCUACUUAGUUUAUACAUGCCGGUACAACUGUUGAUGAUAAUGAUGGUGUUAUGCUUCUUAGCUUCUAAAUUGUGGUACAGCUGUUGAUGUACAUGAUGAUUAUGUUCGAACGUGAAUGUUCUCUCUUUUCUACGACCCGUGGAAAUAUUAUCUGA
Panicum hallii is the source of this 1805-nucleotide messenger RNA. RefSeq names its product protein DETOXIFICATION 27-like. The coding region runs from base 69 to 1505 and encodes 478 amino acids. The transcript is spliced from 8 exons. Lineage: Eukaryota; Viridiplantae; Streptophyta; Magnoliopsida; Poales; Poaceae. Gene Ontology annotation, biological process: xenobiotic detoxification by transmembrane export across the plasma membrane. The record is from RefSeq and is a predicted model, not a curated record. Gene Ontology annotation, cellular component: membrane. Gene Ontology annotation, molecular function: antiporter activity; xenobiotic transmembrane transporter activity.